AGGUCCUCUUACCUUUCCCGCCACUUUCGCCCUCUCCAAUACAAUCUUACCCGCUCGCUCUCGCUCUCACUCUCUGGACAGCGUUGAAGGAGCUGAAGCAAAGAUGUUGUGGGUAGACAAGUACAGACCCAAAAGCUUAGACCAGGUCCUGGUCCACCAAGACAUCGCCCAAAACCUCAAGAAACUGGUCACGGAGCAGGACUGCCCGCAUCUGCUCUUCUAUGGUCCUCCGGGCUCCGGAAAGAAAACCCUAAUCAUGGCCCUCAUUCGUCAGAUGUUCGGCCCUAGCGCUGAGAAGGUGAAGGUGGAGAAUAAGACAUGGAAAGUCGAUGCUGGAAGUAGAACUCUUGAUAUAGAGCUUACCACAUUGUCAAGCACCAACCAUGUGGAACUGAGUCCCAGUGAUGCAGGGUUUCAGGACAGAUAUGUUGUUCAAGAAAUAAUUAAAGAAAUAGCUAAAAAUAGACCUAUUGACACAAAAGGAAAAAGAGGAUUUAAAGUAUUAGUGCUCAAUGAGGUAGACAAACUUUCAAGAGAAGCCCAGCAUUCUCUCCGAAGAACUAUGGAGAAAUAUAGUGCUUAUUGUAGGCUGAUACUAUGCUGCAACAGUUCUUCAAAGGUUACUGAAGCAAUCCGGUCCCGCUGCUUGAAUGUGCGAAUAAAUGCACCAACAGAAGAAGAGAUUGUUGAGGUAUUGGAAUUCAUUGGAAACAAAGAAGGACUGCAACUUCCAUCUGGAUUUGCUGCUCGUAUAGCAGAAAAGUCAAAUCGGAGUUUAAGGAGAGCCAUACUGGCAUUUGAGACUUGCCGUGUCCAACAGUAUCCUUUUACAAGCAAACAAGUAAUACCCCCAAUGGAUUGGGAGGAGUAUAUUGCUGAAAUAGCAUCUGACAUAAUGAAGGAGCAGAGUCCUAAAAGGCUGUUUCAGGUUCGAGGGAAGUUGUAUGAGCUACUUGUUAAUUGUAUUCCACCAGAGAUUAUCUUGAAGAGGCUGCUUUAUGAAUUAUUAAAGAAAUUGGACGCAGAACUAAAACAUGAGGUUUGCCAUUGGGCUGCAUAUUAUGAGCAUAGGAUGUGUCUUGGACAGAAAGCCAUAUUUCACAUUGAAGCAUUUGUGGCGAAGUUCAUGAGCAUUUAUAAGUCUUUUCUCAUUUCAACGUUUGGAUAAAGACCGCCAUGCUAGCUUUUGCAUUUAUCAUGUCACUGGAUGAUGUUAUGGGAAGAUGUUUCACGCCAUCCUUCUGUGCUAAAGCUUUCAGUCCUCCAAUCCAUAGAGGGUGGUUCUGCUGCAUAAAAUGUUGAGGAUUUGUGCAGUACUUGUACUGAGAAAAGAAAUUCCUGUAAGAAUAUUAAUGGGACACGUGAUCUGCUUUUUUAUUGGAUUUAAGAGAAGGUAAUAUAAUCCUAAGAGUAAGAGAAGUUGUUUCUUAUUA
Alnus glutinosa is the source of this 1433-nucleotide messenger RNA. RefSeq names its product replication factor C subunit 3. The transcript has 11 exons. Gene Ontology annotation, molecular function: DNA binding; ATP hydrolysis activity; DNA clamp loader activity. Gene Ontology annotation, biological process: DNA-templated DNA replication; DNA repair. Gene Ontology annotation, cellular component: DNA replication factor C complex; nucleus. Bases 104 to 1168 code for a protein of 354 amino acids. The record is from RefSeq and is a predicted model, not a curated record. NCBI's taxonomy places the organism in Eukaryota, Viridiplantae, Streptophyta, Magnoliopsida, Fagales, Betulaceae.